AUGGUUGUAAAAAUCGUGGAGACCUACUCUGUGUCGCCGCCACUGCCUGGCGGCGGCGCAGAGCAUUCGCUUCCCCUUGUAUACUUCGACAUGAUAUGGCUCAACUCCAUCCUCACCGAGGAUCUCCACUUCUACCCGGUCAAAUGCUCCCGAUCUCAUUUCCUCGACACCAUCAUCGUCCAACUCAAAAACUCCCUCUCCCUCACUCUCAGACACUUUUACCCUCUCGCAUCCAACAUCAUUUUCCCACUAACCCCCUCCGCCAUGCCUGUCACCGUCGUUGCCCCCCUCGCCCUCACCGUCGCCACCUCUGACGCCGACUUCUCCACCCUAGUCUCGGAUUCCCCCAAACCCGCCGCCGAAUUCCAUCAAUUCGUACCACAAAUGCCGCCGCCGCUUCACUCCUCCGCCGACAUCAGAUUCAGCGCUAUAGCAAUCCAACUCACCCACUUUCCCGGCGAGGGAAUCUGCGUCGGCCUCACAAUCCAUCACUCAAUUUGCGACGCCAACGCCCUCUCCCGCUUCCUCCGCUUGUGGGCCGCCAUCAAUAAAGACGGCGGCCGCGAAGAUUCUGAUUUUAUACAGAAUCUUCUCCCUUCUUACAGCCGAGAUUCCAUCCAAGAUUCAGACAGACUGACCCUAUUCCAUUGGAAUCAAAUCAAGAAAAGCAAACCAACUGUUUCACUCACACUCCCUCUUCCUAAUUUCAACAAAUUAGUCCGAGCAACGUUCAAAAUCAGCGAUGCCGAAAUCAAGAAGCUCAAGAGCUUCUCCACGAUCAAGAAUCCUUCCACUUUCGUCGUCGUCUGCGCUCAUCUCUGGACCUCCAUGGCCAGACUGGACGACGACGACGACGAGCCUUGCUACUUAGGCUCUCCCAUCGACUGCCGCCGCCGCCUCAACCCGCCGCUUCCGGACAACUACUUCGGCAACUGCGUGAUGCCUUUGCUUGCCGUCUCAACACAUGGGAAGAUAAAAGGGAAUGGAGGGUUUGCGGCGGCGGUGGCGGCGGUUGUGGCGGCUGUCGAGGUUGUCGGCAAAAGCACGAGGGUGUCGGAGUUUUUUGAGAAUCGGUCAGAGAUAAUGACGGAGCUGAUCGGGAAGAAGGCGGUUUGGGUCGCGGGAUCGGCGAGGAUCGAUCAUUACGGUGAAGAUACGGAUUAUGGAUGGGGGAAGGCGGUGAAGUUUGAAACUAUUCAUACUGAUUUUCAAGGAGCAGUUCAUCUCUGUAAAGGUAGAGAAGGAGGAGUGGAGAUUGGGUUGUCAAUGGAGAAGGGUAAGAUGGGUAUUUUUGCAGAUGUGUUUAACAAAUUCUUACACAUUAAUAGCAAUUUGUGA
Molecule: messenger RNA, 1338 nt
Organism: Salvia hispanica
Lineage: Eukaryota; Viridiplantae; Streptophyta; Magnoliopsida; Lamiales; Lamiaceae
Product: anthocyanidin 3-O-glucoside 6''-O-acyltransferase-like
Source: RefSeq, a predicted model, not a curated record